GGGAACCGGGAGGACGGGAAGCGGCAGCUGCGCCGGAACCAGGAGGAUGGAAGGCAGCAGCCGCGCCGGGCCCCAUUGAAAACGAAACCAACCACAAGGGGCCAGCCGGCCGAACCCGCGGGCGCACCCAGCGUGAGCCAAACCCUCGCCUCCCCGGCUCCACUGUGGCCCUACCCCUGCGGGAAAUAGGACCCCCAGAUGAAACAGGCAACCCCCGACUCCAGUAUUGGCCCUUUUCCACCAGUGACCUGUACAACUGGAAAACACAGAACACUCGAUUCUCUGAUAACCCUAAAGACCUAAUAGCUCUUUUAGACAGUGUCAUGUUCACCCACCAGCCCACCUGGGACGACUGUCAGCAGCUCCUCCGCAUCCUGUUCACUACAGAGGAGUGAGAGAGGAUCCAAUUAGAAGCAAGAAAGCUGGUUCCCGGAGACGACGGUCAGCCGACAUCUAACCCUGACCUCAUUAAUGCGCCUUUCCCCCUAACCAGACCUCCACAGGAUGAAUGGGACUACAACACGGCAGAAGGUAGGGGAAGGCUACUCAUUUAUCGCCAGACUCUGAUGGCGGGUCUCCAGGCUCUUGCUCGCAAGCCCACCAAUUUGGCUAAGGUAUAUUCGGUCGUACAGGGAAAGACAGAGAGUCCAGCUGCUUACUUAGAGAGACUAAUGGAAGCCUUUAGACAGUUUACCCCCAUGAAUCCAGAAAUCCCUGAGAACCAGGCUGCUGUCGUUAUGUCCUUUGCAAAUCAAGCAGCUCCUGACAUAAACAAAACAAAACAAAACAAAACAAAACAAAAACUCCAAAGGCUAGAGGAUUUAGAAGGUAAACAGAUCCAGGAUCUGCUCCGUAUAGCACAACAGGUCUACAGCAACAGGGACGCCCCAGAAGAGAGACAGAUCAAGGCCACAGAGAAAAUGACUAAAGUCCUGGCCGCUAUAGUCCAGAAAGAACAGCCACCCCCAGAAGGCACUCAAACAACACGCCCUCCCAGGCGGCACUUAGAUAAAGAUCAAUGCGCCUAUUGUAAAGAAAAAGGCCAUUGGAUACGAGAAUGCCCCAAGAAGAAACAACUACACGAAGAUUUAAGUGAGUGCAGACAACACCCAAAUAUAACUCUCCUGCAGUAUGUUGAUGAUCUCUUGAUAGCUGCCGAGACGCCCAAAACCUGCAUCCAGGGAACCGAAGGUCUCCUGCGAACUCUGGGAACCUUAGGUUACCGGGCCUCAGCAAAAAAGGCUCAGAUCUGCAAGUCAGAGGUAACUUACCUGGGUUACUUACUGAAAGGGGGUCAACGCUGGCUAACGGAUGCCCGGAAGGAAACCGUCCUUCGUAUUCCCAGACCGCAGACACCACGACAGGUGAGGGAAUUCCUGGGGUCGGCUGGGUUCUGCAGACUAUGGAUACCAAGGUUUGCUGAACUAGCAAAACCCUUAUACCACGCAACAAAAGAUCACCAGCCUUUUAGUUGGACGGAAGAAGCUGAACAGGCCUUCCAGCAAAUCAAAACUGCCCUGCUAUCAGCACCUGCCUUGGGACUCCCCGAUGUUUCCAAACCCUUCCACCUAUAUGUAGAUGAGAGCCGGGGCAUAGCUAAGGUGGUGCUAACCCAACAUUUGGGGCCCUGGCGCAGGCCAGUCGCUUAUCUAUCUAAGAAGUUAGAUCCAGUGGCCGCCGGAUGGCCACCCUGUCUCCGGAUGAUUGCAGCCACUGCCCUGAUGGUAAAAGACGCUGAUAAGCUGACCAUGGGCCAAGAACUACAAGUCACCACCCCGCACGCCAUCGGAGGCAUCCUCAAACAGCCGCCUGACCGAUGGCUGAGCAAUGCCCGACUCACUCAUUACCAGGGACUGCUACUGAACCCCCACAGGAUCAUCUUCACCCCCCCCCCGACGGCCCUGAACCCAGCAUCACUGCUGCCAGAUCCAGACAUGGGGACCCCACUUCAUGACUGCACUGACAUACUGGCACAGGUUUAUGGGAUUCGAGAGGACUUGCAGGAUCAGCCAUUAUCAGACGCAGACGCCAUCUGGUUUACCGAUGGAAGCAGCUUCGUUCACCAAGGACAAAGGUACGCGGGGGCGGCCAUGACUUCAGAGACCGAGGUGGUGUGGGCAGAAGCUCUACCCCCUGGAACCUCGGCCCGGAAGGCUGAGCUAAUAGCCUUAACCCAGGCCCUAAAGUUAGGAAGAGAUCGCAAGCUAACCGUAUACACUGAUAGCCGAUAUGUUUUUGCCACCGCUCAUGUACAUGGGGCGAUACACAGAGAACGGGGGCUCCUCACGGCUGAAGGAAAAGACAUCAAAAAUAAAGAAGAGAUUCUAGCCCUACUAGCAGCCAUAUGGGAACCCAAAAAGCUAGCAAUUGUGCAUUGCCCAGGACAUCAGAAGACAACCGACCCAGUUUCCCAGGGCAACAAUUUGGCCGAUCGGACUGCAAAAAAACAUAAUCCCGGACCCCGGGAAUUGCCCCCCAGCCCUGAGUAUUCAGAAAGCGAUCUUCAAUGGAUGAGUAAACUUCCUAUGACCCGAGUCAAAGAUGGCUGGUGGAAAGACUCCAAGAACAACACUAUACUCCCAGAGAAGCUAGGAUGGCAGGUUCUAGAGCGGAUCCAUCACAGCACCCACCUAGGUUCCCGGCGAAUGUUAGAUUUAAUGAGACAGACUGGACUGAGAAUCAAAAAUGUCUCCGAUAAGGUUGAUCAAGUAGUCACUAAAUGUACUGUGUGCCAACUCAACAAUGCGAGUAGUAAUCCUCAGACAUCAGGGGCAAGACAAAGAGGGAGCAGACCGGGGACCUAUUGGGAAGUAGAUUUCACUGAGGUAAGACCAGGAAAAUAUGGAUAUAAGUAUUUGCUAGUUUCUGUAGAUACCUUUUCAGGAUGGACCGAAGCCUUUCCAACCAAGAAUGAAACGGCGCAGAUUGUAGCCAAAAAGAUCCUGGAAGAAAUCCUGCCCAGGUAUGGUUUUCCAGUAAUGAUAGGGUCAGACAAUGGACCUGCAUUGGUCUCUAAGGUAAGUCAGGGACUGGCUUCCAUACUUGGGGUUGAUUGGAAAUUACACUGUGCAUACCGACCCCAAAGUUCAGGGCAGGUAGAAAGAAUGAACAGAACAUUAAAAGAGACCCUAACCAAAUUGACCAUGGAGACUGGCGCUAAGUGGGUAGUCCUUCUCCCCUACGCUCUGUUCAGGGUGCGUAACUCCCCAUACAAACUGGGACUCACACCCUAUGAAAUAAUGCAUGGUAGACCACCCCCCAUCAUCCCUAACCUAAAAGAUGACCUUGUCAAAACUGAGAACGAUAAUGGUCUUGAACUCUUGCUCUCCUUACAAGCCUUGCAGAGGGUCCAUGAAGAUGUAUGGCCCAAAUUAAAAGAACUUUAUGAGACUGGACCCCCGCCUAUUCCUCAUCAAUUCUGACCCGGGGAUUGGGUCCUCGUCAAACAUCAUCGGCAGAGACUCGAACCCAGGUGGAAAGGACCCUUCCAGGUCAUCCUGACAAUGCCUACGGCCAUCAAAGUAGACAGAAUCGCCGCCUGGAUCCAUUACACCCACGCCAAACCGGUGGACCCGUUCUCAGACCUCAUCGGACCCUCAAAGACAACCUGGACUGUUGACCGGACUAAGGACAAUCCUUUAAAAUUGACCCUAGGCCGCCAACGGACUAAACCGUAA
Puma concolor (puma) is the source of this 3677-nucleotide messenger RNA. Lineage: Eukaryota; Metazoa; Chordata; Mammalia; Carnivora; Felidae. The record is from RefSeq and is a predicted model, not a curated record.